Messenger RNA from Leishmania major strain Friedlin, 1326 nucleotides. Its product is annotated as putative sterol C-24 reductase. Gene Ontology annotation, biological process: ergosterol biosynthetic process. NCBI's taxonomy places the organism in Eukaryota, Euglenozoa, Kinetoplastea, Trypanosomatida, Trypanosomatidae. Gene Ontology annotation, cellular component: endoplasmic reticulum membrane. Gene Ontology annotation, molecular function: Delta24(24-1) sterol reductase activity. The transcript has a single exon. The record is from RefSeq and is a predicted model, not a curated record. The coding region runs from base 1 to 1326 and encodes 441 amino acids.
AUGUGGCGUGGCAACUGGGAGUUCAACGGCCCCCUUGGUGUUUUGGGCAUAAUGAUCACGUCGCAUGUGCUCAUCUACUACUUUUACGUGUGCAUCGAGCUGUUUCAGGGAACGAUCAUCUACCCCGGUCAUCCCAUGUUGAAGGGCGAGAAAAUGCAGAAAGUGUUCUUCUCCUUCCUAGUUGAGCACGCGUGCCCGACGAUGCAGACGUUCUGCAUAUUCCUUGGCUUCCUGCUGCUGGAGUACUUCCUGGCCCUGGUGCUGCCCGGAUUGUACGUUAAGGGGCUGCCUCUCCCCUCCGAGAACGGGUACCGCCUAACCUACAAGUGCAACGCCGUCACCGCAUGGUACUGCUUGCUUAUCAUCGUCGGCCUUCUCCACUACUACGGGGUGUACCCGAUAACUGAGCUGCGCCGCAACUACGGUCACUUCCUCACCGCAGCCACCAUCGUCGCGGACAUUAUUGCCGUGUGGGUCUACAUCGCUGGCUGCAAGCGCCCCAUCCGCAUGACGGGCAACUUCAUCUACGACUUCUUCAUGGGCAGCGGCCUCAACUUCCGCCUGCCGGGCAACAUCGACGUGAAGCUGUUUGCCGAGUGCCGAAACUCGUGGGUGCUGCUCAUGAUGCUCACUCUCAGCUGCGCCGCGGAGCAGUACAACGAGCUGGGGUACCUCACCGGCAACAUGGUCUUUAUGAUCGGCGCCCACCUACUCUAUGUCAACGCUGUUGAGAAGGGCGAGGAGUGCGUCAUCUCGACGUGGGACAUCUACUACGAAAAGUUUGGCUGGAUGCUGGCGUACUGGAACACGUGCGGCGUGCCGUUCCUCUACUGCAUGCAGUCCAUGUACAUUCAGACGGUACUCAAGAACAAGGAGCAUCCGCGGUGGGUACUGGUGCUGAUGGCGUGCAUCCUGCUGCUGGCAUACUACUUAUGGGACGCGAUCAACUCGCAGAAGAACCAUUUCCGCAUGCACCGCAGUGGCGUGCCGAUGGAGAUCAUUCGGAACAACGCCUUCCCGCAGGUGCCGUGGUGCUACAUUGAGAAUCCCCGCACACUCAAGAGCGCCACUGGCGAGCUCCUCGUGGACGGCUUCUACCGCUACGGCCGCAAGCUACACUACACUGUGGACCUGGUGAUGGCGUUCCUGUGGGGCAGCGCGUGCGGCUUCGAAUCCUUUAUCCCCUUUUUCUACUUUUUCUUCUUUCUCGGUCACCUAAUCGACCGCGAGCGCCGAGACGACCACCGCUGUAGGGCCAAGUACGGCAAGAUGUGGGACGAGUAUGUGAAGCUGGUACCCUACAAGUUCAUUCCGUACAUCUACUAG